ACGACCGCCGCGAAAGCGAAAGGCAGAUGAGGCGGAGGAGAUGAGACGAGACCACUAGAUUAAAGCGAAGCCACGGGAGUCUAGAGAGGGAGGCGCACACAGAGAGAGGGCGCGUGCGUGGGGGAAGCGGAUGGCGAGGCACGGCGGCGAGAUCACGGCGGCUUUCCCAGGCGGCGGCGGCGGCAUUGCCGGGGCGUCGACGGCCGCGACGACGCCGGCGGCGAGCCCGUACCAGGUGACGGACGCGCGCGCCCUCCCCUCCCCUUCUCUUCUCUUCUCCCUCUGCCUGCGUGGGGGGCUUGCGCGCUCGUGUGAUUUCUGUUUCCGAACUCACGCCGAAAUUGAAGCUGAAAGCCUGAAACUGGCGCUGAAGUGAAAUCAAAACUGACGCGGUGAAGUGGUUGGGGCCGGGCGGCCUGUUUGGGAGUGCGACGAUGCGUGUCGGUGGGCAUUGGUUUGCUUUGCUUUGCCUGGACCACGGAGACUCUGGGUUUGCACGUGUUCAGAAUUUGAUGAAUCGAAUCAUCUGCUAAGAUUAGUUUUCAGUUUUCACAGUUUGUACGGAAAUGCAGGGACCGUUAGCAAUUUGGCGUCCUUCCGAGAAAUUGAACCCAGUGGUGGGGUGUAUAAUCACCUGGUAGUAGUGCGAUUCUGAAAGCAUGGGAGGCCUCGAGGUGGCUGAAAUCGAAGAGCAAAUUUAUUCCCCAUUUGGCAACAUUGAGGUCCCAGAUAGUCGUGGUUGCUGCAGUGGUUUCACUGGCAGUGUGACAAAAGUGUUGUUCAUCCUACAUCUACUUGCUUUCAUUGCCCUUACAGUCUUCCUAGGCGUCCAGGCCUCUUCCCACCAGAACCCUGCCUACAAGCCCUUCUCCAACUUCAUCCCUCUGGUAUCCUCUGUCAUAGUAUCCACAAUUGCUGCCUGCUUCUGGGUUAUCCUUGCUGUCACAAACCCUCCAAAAGCCAUCAAGACCUCUCUCUGGGCUGCCCCUGUUUUUGCAGUCGCUUGCGAUGUAGUCAUACUCCUUGUUGCUAAUGGUGCUGCACUUGGUAUUGGAGCACUUGUAGUUGCAUUCGCCAUUGCAGCAGGAUUAUACAGUUGCUGGGCAACUGGUCCACGUCUUCGGCAUGCCUCUGAGCUGCUUUCCGCUUCUGUCAUUGGAGCACACUUGCCGCCUACCACUUCUUGCCUUGUUAUCUUUGUCCUUCUUGCAACGUUUGGCUAUAUGGCCUUCUGGACAGUUGCCAUCAGCUGCAUUGCCGCUGCAGAAGGGCACUUCAUGAACUACCAGAUGGCUUAUGUGGCAGCACUUCUGGUGAGCAUGGCAUGGACUAUGCAGAUAUUGCGCUACAUUGUCUAUGUGGCAGUGGCAAAACUAGCACAUGGACGGCUCGUCUAUGGGAUCCGCAUGCCAGGAGGUGCUGUGGAAGUAUUUUGUGGCACGAUAUUCGGACCGACCUUUGGGGACAUAUGCAUGGGUGCAAUGGCUGUCCCGGUGAACUCAGCCGUGCGGGGAUUGGCUCGAGCAAUGAAAACAGCAACCAGGGGCAAUGAUGAGUUCAUUAUCUCAGGACGGGGCUGCUGCUUUGCUGUAUCAGAAAAAAUGCUGGGACGUGCUAACCGCUGGGGCUUUGUGCAUGUGGGGGCGUGGGGGAAGGCAUUCUGUGUGGCUUCGCGAGAUGUCUGGUCCCUUUUUGUUCUCCGUGGGAUAACAAAUCUUGUCGAUUCAGACCUCACUGGUUCAUUCUGCUUCCUUUCUUCCGUGACAACAGGUGCAUUGGCCUCACUGAUUGCUGGCUCAUGGGCACUAGCCGGCAUGUAUAAAGAUCAGAAGAAGUUAACUCUGCCUGUAGCCAUCUAUGCAUUCCUAAUCGGUUAUUACAUGUGCCGGAUGAUGAUCGCGUGGCCACAGGCGUGUGUGGCAGCUUAUCAUGUCGCGUAUGCAGAGAACCCACAGAACCCUCAGCUUGGCACGCUGAUACCAGAACAUCUGCACGAGCUCCAAGCACUCGCUGCAGACCGUGAUCGCCCCAGAGCUGUCGAUUCUUAUGAUGACAUUGAUGAUUCAUAGAUUCUCCCAUUCUUUCAGUCAAUUUUUUUCCUGAUCCCUGGAGCUUAGAGUCUUAGGCACCACCUAGGCAGCAGAGAGCAGACAAUUGCUGAUGGUUCAGGGCAGCUGCAGAUGGUAGUGUAGUGUGUGCUUGACAUAGGAUUUCUGCUCAUACUUAUUCUGUAGAUAUUACUGGGAAAGUGGAUGUAACUGAAAAAAGUGCUUAGAAGAUAGAGGUAAAUGAAGACACUAGUGAAUAGAUGUACAGAGAUUUAGCACAGCGAACAGACAUGCAGAAUGCCAGAAUAGAAUACAUUGUUUUAGUUUCUUC
This is a messenger RNA of Panicum virgatum (switchgrass), 2379 nucleotides long. RefSeq names its product protein PNS1-like. The transcript is spliced from 3 exons. Bases 660 to 2069 code for a protein of 469 amino acids. Gene Ontology annotation, cellular component: membrane. Gene Ontology annotation, biological process: transmembrane transport. The record is from RefSeq and is a predicted model, not a curated record. NCBI's taxonomy places the organism in Eukaryota, Viridiplantae, Streptophyta, Magnoliopsida, Poales, Poaceae. Gene Ontology annotation, molecular function: transmembrane transporter activity.